UGUGUGUGUGUGUGUGUGUCGGGUGACUCACUGCUGCUGUACAUCCUGCCUCUACUAACAUAAAACAACAGACUCCAGACAAAGCUUACAUGACAUAGAAAGCAAAUCCAAGUGGCAUAAAAAGUAAAUAUAUAAAUGAAGGGCUCCAUGAAGAAUGAAACCGGAGGAAGGAUGGAGAGCAGGACCCCUAAGACAGUGAACCUAGAGGAGGAGGAGGAGGAGCCUCCUAGAGAGAAGAGAAUCACUACCGCCUUGCUAGCUACCAACAAAACCUCAACCCCUCCAGCAGGAAAACUCUUGAGUUUUAAGAUACCAGAGGACGAUGAUGAAGAAGAAGAGGGGGAGGAGGAUGAAGAGGAGAAAGAGGAAGAGGAGGACUUAAAGAAGGAUAUCGUACCAGAGGAGACUCGAACAUGGGAGGCCUUGUUGUUCCAUCAGUCUUUCGGUGGACGGAUUACCAGAGAGCUCAGUAUCCGCAGUAUCUUCACUAUAAUGAGUCCCCUUUACACAAAAAAAUGGAGAAUAAUUUUGGCUGUGCUGAUUGGUGUAACACUGAUUGGUGUGUGCAUUCUGGGGUUCUACCUGAGUGUGAAAGCAAGGGAAGGUGACAGGAUUGCUGCAAAAAUUACUGCCUUCAAUGCCACAACAGCUCCUCCCCCAAGAACCUCAAAAGUCCGCUGGCGCCACGACGAGAGUAUCUGUCUCUCUCUUUCUAAUGACACAUGUCCAGAUUUUGCACUUCAUCCUCUCUUGGUUAUUGCUGUAGAUGGGUUACGACCAGAUUUCCUAAAUGAUAGUAUAACCCCAGCCAUGAACUACCUGGCAAGGUGUGGAGUCAGUGCCAAAAGCCUCGUUCCUGUUUAUCCCACCACUACCUUCCCAAACAUGUAUUCUAUUGCAACGGGACUCUACCCAGAAAGUCAUGGAAUUAUUGGAAAUGAAAUGUAUGAUGCUAAGACCAACAGAACUUUCAACGCUAUGGACCGUGAUUACUAUGACCCAGUAUGGUGGAAAGGUGAUCCUAUAUGGAACACUGUUGCAAAACAGGGCAAAAAAGCUGCAAUUUAUUCAUGGGCUGGUUCAGAUGUCUUCAUAGAGCAGAGAUAUCCUGUCUACUGGAAGAAAUAUCGUGCUAAUGAGACAUUUGACAUUCGAAUCAGACAGGUGUCAGACUGGUUUAUGCUACCAAAGCAAGAGCGACCCCAUCUCGUCAUGGUGUACUUCGAGCAACCAAUGUUAACUAUUCAGGAAUUUGGACCAGAUUCGAAAGAGGCAAGGAAUGCUUUGGAAAGAGUAGACCGAGCAUUGGAUAGCCUGAUGAUCACCCUUCAUCGUCAAAAGCUGGCUCACUGUAUCAACAUUCUUCUGGUGUCUGACCAUGGUGCUGCUCCAGCAUCCUGCACCUCCUCCUUUUACCUCGAGACAUUUAUCACCGACAUUGAAGAAAAGGCACGUGUAUUUACUGGUGCAGUGGGCAGGUUACGAGUUCUCACAGGUGGUGAUGCAGCCGAGAAGGAGAUUCUGAAGUCUCUUGGAUGCAAGAACUCCAAAGUAAGAGCUCUUCCCAAGAAGCUGCUCCCACGCAGAUAUCACUAUACCAAUAAUGCAAAUAUUGAGAAUGUGAUUCUGGAUACCAAACCAGAUACACGUGUAGUGACCAACUCUCAAAACUACUGCAAGAAUGGUGAACAUGGAUUCAACAACCUUGAACCAUCUAUGCAGGCUACUUUCAUAGGAUUUGGUCCUGAUUUGAAGGUGAAUUAUACAACUCACAGCUUCAGGAAUGUUGAACUAUACAAUUUUAUGUGUGAGUUAAUCCACAUUACUCCUGCAGAAAACAAUGGAACUUCUGGGAGUCUGGACCACUUGCUGCGUCAGGUUCCUCAUGUAGCUCCUUCGGACGUGUUACAAAAGCUCUUGCCUGAAGUUGUUAAGGCUCUACCUGAGAAAAUAUCACAAAAUAAUAAAGUAGAAGGAGAGACAGGAGAAACUGGUGCCACAGAGAAGCCAUGCAAGUGUUUUCUUGACAAAACACAAGAAGUUACACCUACAGAAAGCAUCCCAAACAACAGCAGUGAUGCAAGUAGCAGUAACGAAACUAUCAAUGUCAGCAGCACUGAGUCCACACCCACCAGUAGUCCAAGCAGUAGUAAAGUUAACAAGAGUCAAGCUGAGCUCUCCCACCUCCUCAACACCCAUGUACCCUGGAAUUCACCUGGAUUCUCUACUCCUGAUGAUAUAAAAGGAGAACUGAAGGUUCUUCUACACUCCAGCUAUGUCAUUGGUUUGCAUGAAACCUUGAACCUGGGAGUGUGGGUGAGCUUCACUGUGAACAGUCAAACAAUUUCUCUAACGGAGAAGGAGAAACCGCACAUACCAGAAGAAAUAGAAAUAAAGCCAGAAGAUGUUCGCAUAGUGGAUGAGAAACCUCCUCCUUGCUGGGAGGCAGAUCUGAGAUUAGAUCGACUUCCUGAAGACCAGUGUCAAAGGAUGUUGUCUACAGAAGCAUACCUUGCUAAUAAUAUUACACUCAUUCAACUGUUUCCUGAAGAAAUGGAGACAGAUGAGCUUCUGAUCAGUGAAGGUCAUCUUCUAUCUAACCUGGCACCAGUGAAGAUUGGCUACAAAGUGGGAGCUCAUGCAGCAAUGGUUAAUGCUAUAAGAUUCUGGGCCUCUACAAUGGGCGUUCUGAAUAUUGUACAUGGUCCUGUUUUUGAUUAUGAUCUGGAUGGUCACCAAGAUCCUGUGGCACAUACACUAAAUACAGUGAAGCCUCUAGUGCCCAGUGACUAUUUCUUUGUGGUCACUCUGUGUACCAAUACAUCGACAACCUCAUGCUCAGGAGACCCACAAGAUGUCCUGUCUUUUGUUUUCCCCAACACAGAAAUACAUGACAAUUGUCUUAUGAAUGAUACUGAGUACUUACAAUAUCACUUAACCACUGUAAGAGAUGUGGAGCUCCUAACAGGACUACGUUUCUUCAGAAGUAAAUACGUGCGCGACAGCCUGACUUACAGAACAUGGCAACACAUCCAUAUCUGGCCUCUGCCACUCCGUGAAAACACUGCAGGCCAAAAACUCGGCCAGAGAGUAGGCAAGGCUGAAGGCUCAUAACAUGCAAAUAUUUAUAGUGUUAAAGUUAGUUGUAGCCUAUUGCAUUCCCUACUUGAAUGGUACAGUGAAAAGUUGUAAAAUAUGUUUAGCUAUAGACAGAAAAAUUUGCUCAUAUAAACCUAUGUUGUGUUUCAAGCAUUUUGUGAUUCAGUGAAUGACUUGGAAUGUGUUUAAUAUUAAAGUGGUGAAACACUGUUCAUAAUAAUAUAAGUGUAUUGAGAGUGAGUAAAAUUCAAUAUAUAUCAGUGAUAUGCUGGAAAAAAUGGCUAGAAUCAGCAAGAAAGCAGCAGCAUUUUUGUAUUGUUUAAAUAAUAUUUUAAAUACAUGAAAAUUUUUACCACUUUAAUUUCACAAAAAACUACUCUUUAACCAGUGUGUGUAUAUACCUGUACAUAUCUUGUCUCUGUAUGUAAGUAAAGGUAAAGAUAAUGUAUUAUAUAUGGUGCUAGAAUUAAGUGAUUCAGUAUAUAAUAUUUGCUUUGUGCAGUAAUAAGGUAGAUCUAAUAGUCCAGAAAUCUCGAAUUAUGACUUUCUACUGUGGUUAUAUUUAAGGCAGACUGCAUAAUGAGAGCAGAACAGCUUCCAUUAGAAAACCAGCCCCAAAAAAUUUUGUUAUAUCCUGUAUGAGAAGAAAUGAUGUUAGGUUGUAAUAUUUUCCACCUGAACCUAUAAAGUUUAUGAAAAUAUGAAUAAGCAAUAGAAACUUUAUAAAAUAAUAGAUGCCACAUUGGCAUGUAAUGCUUGUCAUAAGAGGCGACUAAAAUGCCAGGAGCAAGGGCCUAGUAACCCUUUCUCCUCUAUAAAUUACUAAAUUUAAAAAGGAAAACUUUUGUUUUUCUUUUUAAGUCCUCCUGCCUCGUUGGAAUACGGCUGGUUCAUUGGGGGGAAAAAAUAUUGGCAUGUAGUUCCCUACAAGAUUUUAAUGAAAUACAAAAUUGUGAGAUAAUGUGAAUGGCAACUGUAUAAUAUUUACUUGUUGGCUAAUUAUUUUGCAUACCAUCAUGUUGACACUCCAUGCAAACAAUGUAGUCAGAUGACUCACUUGAAGAUUCAUGUACAAAGAUUAGAGUGGUAAUACUUAAGUUUGACUUGAGUUCUAGACAUGUAUGAAGAUGAGAGUGAUAAUACCUAAGUUUGACUAUGAGGUCUAAGUGCUUGUAUGAAGAUGAGUGAUAUCUAAGCUUGAUCCCAUUAGAAUUUUUUCUUAAUAUUCGUAAGUUUUUACUUAUUAUUUGUAUAGAAGUAUAUGGCAGAGAGUGUCUGCCAGGAAUGAGAAAUUACACGAAAUCAAGGAAGAUGAAUUUGUGGAUACCGAACUUAUUGUAUAUUUCAGUGGGAGAAUGGGGAUGCAUUCUGUACCUCCUUUGGUACCCUACCAUAGUCUUAACAGUCAACUGUAGUACAAAUACAUCAUCUAACAGAACUAAAUGUGAAUACACAAAUCAUAGUUCUGAGAGCCAAGCUCAUGAAUAAAAUCAUGGUUACAUAUGCAAGUCUUGUGCUGGAAGCCAAUUUUGCAAAUAACAUGGUAAUACCAUAGAUAAAUUAUAGUUCUCAAAGACAAGCUUUUAGACAACACCAUAAUAAGCCAUGGUACUGGGAAGCAAGCUUGUGUAUAUACUAUAUGUGGGUUGAAUAUCUGUAAACCUAGUUGCAGGUAAAGCAUUGAAAUGUAAAGUAAAUUUGUGAAAGCAAAACCCUUGAAUAAUGAUCUUGUACAGUAAAGUACUGUAUAUGAUAUUUUUGUUUUUAAAACAGUGACAUGGAUGAAAAUAUGAAGAUAGCAGAGCAUACACAUGUGCAUGUGUGUGUGCAUGUAUGUGUGCAUAUGUGUGUGUGUGCAUGUGCAUGUGUAUGUGUAUAUAUACAUAUGCUUUAUUGUCAUUGUUGUGACCUCUGGAUCUUGGACUACUUAACUGAAAACUUUCCGAACCUCGAAGUCCAUAUAUGAUGUGAUAAGUAUAAUAAAAUGUAAAUGGUGUACACGACUCUAAUAAAUCUACAUACACAGAGAACAUUUUAUAGGAUUAGAGAUCAACUAAUUUCAUUUUUGCUACAAGAAUGGAAAUAUUUUUUUAAUUUACAUUCAAAUAUUUACAUUUACAGUAACAACUAGUAUAUAAAAUAUUUUUACAAAUUGGCAAAUUAAAAAAUUAUUACUAAAUUAACUUUUUUUAAAUAAUGUGUGACUUUCUAACUAUCGUAAACAAUUCACAACAAACCUGAGGAAUUAUAGAACGUAAAUAUAUAUUUUUACUUUAU
Molecule: messenger RNA, 5376 nt
Organism: Cherax quadricarinatus
Lineage: Eukaryota; Metazoa; Arthropoda; Malacostraca; Decapoda; Parastacidae
Product: venom phosphodiesterase 2
Molecular function (GO): metal ion binding; nucleic acid binding; hydrolase activity
Source: RefSeq, a predicted model, not a curated record